UCCCUUUUCUCCAUCAUGGCGGACCAGCCGAAAGCACUCCCCAAGCAAGGGACAAAGAAAAAGGAGAUCAGGAAGGAGCCGAAAGAUCCGUCAAAAAAUGCUAUGCGUGAAGUCCGUAUCCGCAAAUUAUGUUUAAAUGUUUGCGUUGGCGAGUCCGGAGAUAGAUUAACUCGUGCCUCCAAGGUACUGGAACAGCUGACGGGUCAACAGCCUGUUUUCUCGAAAGCCCGCUACACUGUACGAUCCUUUGGUAUUCGUAGAAACGAAAAAAUUGCCGUACAUUGCACGGUUCGAGGAGCCAAAGCUGAGGAAAUUCUCGAGCGUGGUUUGAAAGUCCGAGAAUACGAAUUACGCAAAGAGAAUUUCUCUUGCACUGGAAAUUUCGGUUUCGGAAUUCAGGAACACAUUGACCUGGGAAUCAAGUACGAUCCAGGCAUUGGUAUCUACGGUUUGGACUUUUACGUCGUACUCGGCAGACCUGGAUUCAAUGUAGCUCAUAGAAGAAGAAAAACUGGCAAAGUUGGCUUCCAACACAAACUAACGAAAGAAGACGCGAUUAAAUGGUUCCAACAGAAAUAUGAUGGUAUCAUUUUGCCAGGCAAGAAGUAAUUUACAUAAAUAAUGUACUUUACUUUUACUACUUAUAAUAAAAAUAAAAUUCAAAAGUUA
Molecule: messenger RNA, 669 nt
Organism: Belonocnema kinseyi
Lineage: Eukaryota; Metazoa; Arthropoda; Insecta; Hymenoptera; Cynipidae
Product: 60S ribosomal protein L11
Exons: 5
Coding region: 16-609 (197 amino acids)
Biological process (GO): translation
Cellular component (GO): cytosolic large ribosomal subunit; ribosome
Molecular function (GO): RNA binding; structural constituent of ribosome
Source: RefSeq, a predicted model, not a curated record